Ailuropoda melanoleuca (giant panda) is the source of this 3315-nucleotide messenger RNA. It is a transcript of the gene MAPKAP1, whose product is annotated as MAPK associated protein 1. The transcript is spliced from 11 exons. Gene Ontology annotation, biological process: TORC2 signaling. The coding region runs from base 662 to 1468 and encodes 268 amino acids. NCBI's taxonomy places the organism in Eukaryota, Metazoa, Chordata, Mammalia, Carnivora, Ursidae. Gene Ontology annotation, molecular function: phosphatidylinositol-4,5-bisphosphate binding. The record is from RefSeq and is a predicted model, not a curated record. Gene Ontology annotation, cellular component: plasma membrane; TORC2 complex; cytoplasm.
GGGGACUUCCGGUGCGCGGGGUGCGGUUCCGGGUCGUGGCGCGGUUCGGGGCAACAGGGCUGCUGCUCGGCCGGCCGGCGGCGGCGAGCAGUGGGGGCAUGAGGGCGAGUCGGGAAAGCGGCAGUUGAGUCGGCGGGGAGGAGCGCCAGUCCCCGAGGAUUCCGAGAGUGCGGAGCUCGGGGCAGGGGCCGGGAGGCGCGGGGAAGCCGGGCCCUUCCCUCAGGAACGUGUCCCGAGGCCGACCCGGCCCGUAGUGUGGCAGCAGCAGCUUCAGGUGUGUUCGUGGACAAGUUUGAGAGGCACUAUACCGUACCAGGCUCCCUUUAACUGGAUCUUGGCAGAUGCUCAAAGAUUAGAACGACUCCGAAAAGAGAGACAAAACCAGAUCAAAUGCAAAAAUAUUCAGUGGAAAGAAAGAAAUUCUAAGCAAUCAGCCCAGGAGUUAAAGUCACUGUUUGAAAAAAAGUCCCUCAAAGAGAAACCUCCAAGUUCUGGGAAGCAGUCAAUAUUAUCUGUACGACUAGAGCAGUGCCCUCUGCAGCUGAAUAACCCGUUUAAUGAGUAUUCCAAGUUUGAUGGCAAGGGUCAUGUAGGCACAACAGCAACCAAGAAGAUUGACGUCUACCUCCCCCUGCACUCGAGCCAGGACAGACUGCUGCCAAUGACCGUGGUGACAAUGGCCAGCGCCAGGGUGCAGGACCUGAUCGGGCUCAUCUGCUGGCAGUACACAAGUGAAGGACGGGAGCCGAAGCUCAAUGACAAUGUCAGUGCCUACUGCCUGCAUAUUGCUGAGGAUGAUGGGGAGGUUGACACAGACUUCCCCCCACUGGAUUCCAACGAGCCCAUUCAUAAGUUCGGCUUCAGUACUUUGGCCCUGGUUGAAAAGUAUUCAUCUCCUGGUCUGACAUCCAAAGAGUCACUCUUUGUUCGAAUAAAUGCUGCUCAUGGAUUCUCCCUUAUUCAAGUGGACAACACAAAGGUCACUAUGAAAGAAAUCUUGCUUAAGGCAGUGAAGCGAAGAAAAGGAUCCCAGAAAAUUUCAGGCCCUCAGUACCGCCUGGAGAAGCAGAGUGAGCCCAAUGUCGCCGUGGACCUGGAGAGCACUUUGGAGAGUCAGAGCGCAUGGGAGUUCUGCUUGGUCCGAGAGAACAGUUCAAGGGCAGACGGAGUUUUUGAGGAGGAUUCACAGAUUGACAUAGCUACAGUACAGGAUAUGCUUAGCAGCCACCAUUACAAGUCAUUCAAAGUCAGCAUGAUCCACAGACUCCGAUUCACAACCGAUGUCCAGUUAGGUAUCUCUGGAGACAAAGUAGAGAUAGACCCCGUUACGAAUCAAAAAGCCAGCACUAAGUUUUGGAUUAAGCAGAAACCCAUCUCAAUCGAUUCUGACCUGCUCUGUGCCUGUGACCUUGCUGAAGAAAAAAGCCCCAUGCCCACUGAAUUGGGGAACAAAUGUUAUAAGGAAUGACAUACUCAAAAGGAACAAUAACUAAGAAAUGUAAAGGCCAGCAAGUGUUUAUAAUAUGGUUCGAGUUUUUGAGGUAAUACCGACUAAAGAGGGAUCUAAAGAGCACAGACCCCCCUGAGGGGGUCCUAUGGACAGGGCAUCUGCCACAUUGCCUCAUUUAUGGGUGGGUGUUUGUUUUGUCAAAUCUAGCUGUGCUAGGCUACAUAGUCUCCUCCUUUCAACCCAGUAGUCUCCAGCUUGGGAAGAAGGGAGAACUUAGUGGUACAGGGGGAAAGGGAGCAGGCCAUGCCCAGCCGCUCCCCCCUCCUGCCAUUCCUGUUAUCCCAGUGAGGGGAUUCUGCAAGAUGGCUGCCAGAAGGGGCUGGUGAGGAAAUUGCUUACUGUUCUUGGCCCCUCGCCUCUGCCUCUAGAUAAACAUCUUCUUCCUAAUUCCUCUCACUCCAGCUUAUCAGCCAAUAAAGAUGUCAUUAUUCUAGCAUCUUUCUUCCCAAGAAUCUGGAUGCUUUGAAAAGUAACAUUUUGCAAAUUCUCCAUGUCUCUGAGAAAUGAAAGGCAAUCACUUACAUGUUGCAUAGAGGGAUAAGCUGGAGUAGAAAGAUUAGGGGAAAAACUCGAAACAGGAUUUGGAUUUCCUUUACACUCAUACCAAGACACUCACUUGCCAAGGAAGGCUGUGUGUGGUUCAGGCACUGAAAGGUGAGGGGUGUAACACACCCUAUCUAAGAGUCAGGGGGAAGGAAGAACAGAUGCACAGCCACCACCUCCCAGUUGCCUCUUGCCAUCAGGCCAUCAGGAAGUAAGUAUUACCCAUCUCUGAGAGCGAUGCCAAGUUCCAAGCCGUGGAGAUGCAGAGCUAACGUGGGGCCCACCAUUUCAAUAUUGGAAUCCCACAAGAGAGUCUUCUGUCUUAUUUUCAGACCUACUGGGUGGUUCUUUGUAAAAACUGCACAUGUGAGUCUUAAAGAGGUUUCCUUCCCUCUCACUCUGGCUCCAGAAAACUAGAAAUUGUGAUUUCCCUCAACAAAGAGGCGCACUGCCCCAGUCAGACAUUUCCCAAGUCCCUGUGCCCCAUCACAGUGCUUUCCAAACUGUGUUCCUCAGAUCUCUAGGUUCUCAGGGGACGUCAGAGGCCUGGGGGUGGGGGAAGGGGCAGGUUUGGGCAUAAGGCGUUCCCUUCAGCCAAUAGAGUGUUACUUUGAGUGUUACUUUUUUCCAUUUUGGGAUUCUGCAUUUAAAAAGUCAACCUUAAAAAAAGAUUUUGCUGCUUAAAAAAAAAAAAGGUUUAAAAGUUGCAGGCUCACAGAAUAGAAUCCAGACUCGUCAGCCUGGGAGUCUUUACAGACAUUGACCACUCCAGGCUCAUAGCCCAUAAUUUCCCAUCUGAACUUGGGCUGUGGUCACUGUGAACUAUUUGCACACAAACACACCUCGAACUCUGUGCUGCUGCUGUUCCCAUUGCCUAGAAUACACCUCCCCGCUGACCCUCCGUCUAACUGACAAGCACCUCCAGUUCCUCAUGGCUGGCUCACUCAUUUUUCAAGGUCCAGCUCUAGUGUCAGGCUCUCUCUGUAACUUUGUCCCCAGGAGUUUGCCCACACCUCCAGCACAGCACCUUUCAAACUGCUGUAUUUAUUGACUUGAAGUCUGCCCCUCUCUCCCCACCCCCAUCUCUGUGCUCAACUGAUCCGGGAAGGUUCCUGUAUCCUCAUCCCUAACACAGUGCCUGCAGGGUUGUCCUCAGUGAAUGUUUGCUGUCUUCAAACAGAACUUAAUGAGGCCAGAAUUUAGAAACCAAAAGUUUCUCGGCAUAAUUUAUGUUGUAAAGUGCCCAAACAAAGAUGUAUUAA